Poeciliopsis prolifica (blackstripe livebearer) is the source of this 1755-nucleotide messenger RNA. Its product is annotated as START domain-containing protein 10-like. The record is from RefSeq and is a predicted model, not a curated record. Gene Ontology annotation, molecular function: lipid binding. The transcript has 6 exons. The coding region runs from base 131 to 919 and encodes 262 amino acids. Lineage: Eukaryota; Metazoa; Chordata; Actinopteri; Cyprinodontiformes; Poeciliidae.
AAUCCUGCCCGACUCGAUCGGUGCCUAUAAAUCCAUCAAGGCAGAGACAGGCAGCCGCAGAGCAACCCUGACCGACUGGCGAAGGAUCUCUUACUGGACUGAACGGAGCUGAGAUUUACUUUAUUAUAAAAUGAGUAUUUUACCCAAGGAGGAGGCAUUUGAGGACUUCAAGAGGCAAUGUUUGGCCUCCGAGAACUGGCUGAGUAAAUAUGACAGUAAUGGAAAGCAAGUUUGGAUCGAAGUUCUUCCAGACAGGGGGAUCAACUCACCCAAAGUCCAUAAAAUCAAGUGUAGAAUAAACAUCGAUGAUGUGCCGGCUGCCACCAUGUACGACGUUAUUCAUGACGGUCAGUACCGUAAGGAAUGGGACACCAACAUGAUAGAGAGUUACGACAUCGGCCGGCUCUCUGGCAACGCGGAUGUGGGCUACUACUCAUGGCGCUGUCCAAAGCCGAUAAAGAACAGAGACGUGGUGACUCUGCGUUCAUGGCAGGUGAAGGGGGAUGAGUACAUUGUUAUGAACUUCUCUGUCAAACACCCGGACUUCCCGAUAAAAAGCAAAUUUGUAAGAGCAGUGUCCAUCCUGACCGGUUAUUAUGUCAAAGCCACAGGACCAAACAGCUGUAUUUUCAUUUAUCUUUCACAAGCUGACCCAAAAGGUUCUCUACCGAAAUGGGUGGUGAACAAAGCAUCCCAGGUCCUCGCUCCUCGGGUGUUGAGUAGCGUGCACCAGGCGGGAAAGAACUACCCAGCAUGGAAAAAGAAGAACUCUCCGGACGUGAAGGCCUGGCUCAACCCGGAGCAGAACAAGCUCCCCUACAUUAACUCUGCCUUGCUGUCCAUACAGAGAGCGGACUCUCUCGAAAACGUGGAUGAAAGCUCCAAACUGGACGAUCAGGACGCUGAAGACAGCAGCUAAAAGUCGCACAAGUGAAAACGGAAAGGUGGCCGAAAAGAGAGAUUGGGGGUGACCUGUAUAUAAUGUUUUUUAAAAGAGACUUUAAGACUCCCAGCUUUCUGCGAUAUCACCGAGAUCCUUCAGCUUUAUAUCAGUGUGCCUUGUAGGAGUAUGAAGUGUUUACAAAAGUCUUAAUGCAGAAAAGAGCUCUGAUCAAGGUACCAUUCACCUCUUUGAGUCUAAGCUUGUGUGCAGGAACAGAGGUGGUGGAUAUUUUUAAAGAAGUACAACACAACGGGUCUGUGGCCAGGGUAUUUAUUUUCUACCUAUGAAAAAAAUCACAAAGUUUAAUGUGAAGGGAAAUGGAGUAUGACUGUUAAAUGUUGGCAUAUUGUUGGUGUCUGUAAACUAAAGAUUAGACCAUGCUUAAUUCCUAAAGUGCAACUUUCUAUUAGAACCUGAGACUUUCUUUAUUUUCGAAACUCAUGGCCAGUUAAAAUGAUACAACGCAGGUUUUGUGUUAGUAUGUUGACAGAAAUUUGCCAGUUUUUCAGGAAAAUACCAUGUACUAUUUCAUUAUUGAUGGUUAGAUUUGUCCCUUUCAAUAUGUAAUGAAGUGCAAUGGAGUAACAUAUGCCAAAGUCAUUCCCUCAAAGAGAAACAUUUUAUGUAAAUAGCAAUGUCGGUUAACAGUUUGAGUGUGGUUGAAGCCAUGAUUGGAAUUUUAUUGUAUUUAUUUAUUACACUAAACUGAUGAAGCCACGAUUGUAAUGAUGCCUGUUUGGCUGAAGUUUUUUUUUUAUGUUUUCAGAAUAUUUCAGGUUGACUUUUUAAAAAUAAACUAAAAAUGCUCGACA